UGCUUUCCUGCUUUCCUUCCUCGCCAUCGUCUAUUUGGCCGAGAAUGGCGUCGAUGAUGCUCGCCGGGACAUCGGGAGGCCUUUUCAGGCGAUCAAUAACCUCGCCAAGGUGCUUGACUGUCAUCUCGAGUCCAAGACCAGCUGCAUAUAGUCGAGAGCGGCCGCCUACGACCUCAUCCGGCUUCCACAGCAGCGCCGUCGCCUUUUCCUCCUCCUCCUCCUCCUCCUCCUCCUCACCACCACCACUACCGCCGGCAUCAUCAUGGACUGACUCCAUACUCAGCCUGAUGGACCCAGUCGUACCAUAUAUACACGCUCUGCCUGACUAUCUCCACCUUUCCGGUCCACACAGCUACGCCCUCAGCAUUGUCCUCCUCACAUUCGUGCUGCGAAGCACAGUCACGCUCCCCUUCCAAUUGUGGGCACGACGCCGGCAAGCAAGGCUGCAGGAGGAAGUCAUGCCAAGAUGGAAUGUGCUGAAGGGUAGAGAAGGACUGCCCUUGACGAGGAUGAAGUUGGCGAGGAGGGAGGGAAAGAGUUUUGAGGUGUACAAGGCGGAGUUAGAGGAGGAGUUGCGAGAACGACUUCGCGCUUUGAUCAAAGAACAUCGCUGCGAGCAAUGGAAGACGCUCCUGAUCCCUAUAUCCGUCUCUCUACCCCUCUUUGUCGCCACAACCAUGGCGCUGCGGCAAGGAUGCCUUCCUCCCUCGCCCCUACUGGGUGAAAUCUUGCCAUGGUGGUCCCCACCCGACGACUCCCUUGUGCGCUCUUUUGAGACCUCAGCACAGAUGCUCCGCGACCGCGGGAUGGACCCAGAGGCUCUAGCUGCGCUCAGCAAGCCAACGGGGCCUACGCUGGGCGACAGGGAUUCAACUGUGUUGGGACCUGUAGCUGUGGGGAUGCUGAGCAUGUUGAAUGUUGAAAUUGGAGCGAGAGCUAGAAGGAAAGGCUUGGAGGACGCCAAGGCAAAGAGGGAGGGUCAAGGGAAGGAAGAGGGCAAGGAGAGUCUGGGCGAUGUAGCGAUGAGGGUGGAAAAGGCUGAGCUGGUCUCUAACGCGAUCGCGACGGGGAUGAGGGGUUUCUCCAUCCUGUUCAUCCCCAUCAGCUUGAAUGCACCCGGGGCCCUUCUCAUCUAUUGGCUCUCCUCCAUCAGCUACUCACUAGGCUACAAUGUCAUUACCUCCCUCCUCUCGGCCCGACAAAGGAAGCUGCGUCUCGAGGGCUCGGCGCAAGAAGCCGAGUCUUCGCGCGUGGCUGGGAUCGAGGAGCAGGUGAGGAGUGAGCUGCGCGAGAUGGAGGAGAAGUCGAAGCUGCAGUUGAGCGGGGAUGUGAUGGGUGGCCAACCCGCUCCGCAAGCGGUGAAUACUGCCACGGCGAAGGAUGCAACGGCAGGAAUGCAUGAUGGCGCAAACACUGCUGGCCCAACUCGACCUCCGGCGAGCAAAAACUCAAUAAGGCCACCGCCUGCCGUAGCCAAGCCCAAUCCAUCGGCCACUUUCACUUUCCCUCAAGCACCGGAGCGAGCAGCAGCAAAGAGGAAAAGAAGAUGAGCGGAGAGAAGAAAGAUGAAAAUUGAAGACAUUGGUAUAGAUGAUGUGACCAGAGAUGAGUGUAAUGUAAUGAUACAAGAUGCGAUGAUGUCAGGUUCAUGAACGG
Messenger RNA from Jaminaea rosea, 1656 nucleotides. RefSeq lists its product as hypothetical. Gene Ontology annotation, cellular component: mitochondrial inner membrane. Bases 45 to 1550 code for a protein of 501 amino acids. The transcript has 3 exons. Lineage: Eukaryota; Fungi; Basidiomycota; Exobasidiomycetes; Microstromatales. Gene Ontology annotation, biological process: protein insertion into mitochondrial inner membrane from matrix; mitochondrial respiratory chain complex IV assembly. Gene Ontology annotation, molecular function: membrane insertase activity. The record is from RefSeq and is a predicted model, not a curated record.